Molecule: messenger RNA, 654 nt
Organism: Nicotiana tabacum (common tobacco)
Lineage: Eukaryota; Viridiplantae; Streptophyta; Magnoliopsida; Solanales; Solanaceae
Source: RefSeq, a predicted model, not a curated record
AUGGCGGAGCUGCUGGGCUUUCUCAACAGUGGCUGCAGUAGAAGGCAUAAACCAGAUAGAACAGGAGAAAUGAUCACUCUAUCGGAGCAAGAAUUAGUAGAUUGUGACAGAAUUUACAAUGAUGGUUGUGAUGGUGGGCUAAUGGACUAUGCCUUUGAAUUUAUCAUUUCCAAUGAUGGUAUUGACACUGACACUCACUAUCCCUACAAGGGCAUCGACUACACUUGUGAUCUUGUUCGGAAGAAUGCAAAGGUUGUUAGCAUAGAUGGAUAUGAAGAUGUGCCUGCAAAUGAAAAAUCACUUCAGAAGGCCGUGGCACAUCAACCUGUUAGCGUAGCCAUUGAUGCCUCCAGCAGGGCUUUUCAGCUUUACUCCUCGCCCCGUCUGCUGAAGUUAUGCGAAAAAGAGGAAUUGGACCAUGGUGUGGUGGUAGUUGGCUAUGACAGGGAAAAAGGAGUAGACUAUUGGAUUGUGAGGAACUCAUGGGACACCAAUUGGGGAGAAGAUGGCUACAUCAAAAUGGAGCGUAAUGUAAAAGACACAAAUUCUGGCAAGUGUGGAAUUGCUAUGGAGGCAUCUUAUCCCAUUAAGAAUGCCAAAAAUAAAAAUACUGUUGGAGAAGAGGAUAACAUAGGCUCUGUCUCAAGUGAUUAG